Messenger RNA from Quercus robur (English oak), 1482 nucleotides. RefSeq lists its product as uncharacterized. The coding region runs from base 1 to 1482 and encodes 493 amino acids. The transcript has 2 exons. Lineage: Eukaryota; Viridiplantae; Streptophyta; Magnoliopsida; Fagales; Fagaceae. The record is from RefSeq and is a predicted model, not a curated record. Gene Ontology annotation, molecular function: zinc ion binding; nucleic acid binding.
AUGGACCGGUCACAAUCUCUUAAUGCCCCACCAUUCUUUGACGGAGGCAACUAUGCUUUUUGGAAGGUCCGAAUGAGGGCUUUCUUGUGUGCUAUAGAUGAGUUUGUAUGGGAUUCUGUUGGGAAUGGGUAUGUUAAACCCACAACUGCCAAGUCCAAAUGGGACAAGGCAGCUCUUGCAUUAGCUAAUGCGAAUAGUAAGGCCAUCAAUGCUAUAUUCUGUGGUGUGUCCCCUGAUGAGUUUCACAGGAUAUCGCACAUAAAGGUAGCUAAGGAAGCUUGGACAAUCCUUGAAACAACCUAUGAGGGUAUCAAGAAAGUCAAGGACACGAAGUUUCAAAUGCUUACCACCAGAUUUGAAGAACUUAAGAUAGGAGAUGAUGAGGCUUUCGAUUCUUUCUAUGGAAAGCUUAAUGAGAUUGUAAUUGCCAAACUCAAUCUCGAAGAGAAGAUUAAAGAUUCUAAAGUGGUGAGAAAGAUUUUGAGGUCUUUACUGGAGAGUUUUCGAGCAAAAGUCACAACUAUAGAAGAGAGUAAAGACUUGGAUGAGAUCAAAAUCCAAGAGCUUAUUGGAUCUCUCCAAACAUAUGAGCUAGGACUGCCUUCUCAUAAAUCGAGCAAAUCACUUGCUCUUAAAACCAUCACCGAGAGAAUGGACAACUCCUUCGAAGAGGAUGAUGUGGAGAAGGAGGUAUCAUUUCUUGCUAAGAACUUCCAAAAAUUUUUGAAGAUGAAAAACGAUGGGAAGCCUUUCAACAAAGGGAAGUUUUCAUCUCACAAGGGUGAUAGGAAGGAAUUCAAGAAGAAAGAUGAUAAGGAGUCUCAAUCUACUCAAGGAAUCACUUGCUUCGAGUGCAAUGGACAUGGACAUGUUAAGAGGGAAUGUCCUAAUUAUUUGAGAAUGAAGGGCAAGGCAUAUGCCACAACUCUCAGUGAUUCUGAUUCUUCCAAUUCAGAUUCAGAGGAUAAACUUGGGGAGCAUAGUAAUGAGGAAUCCAUGGGAAUUGUAGAAGUAUCGGAUGCUGAAGUAGAUGAAGAUACAACCAAUCUUCAAGAGAACUACAGCUCUCUCCUUAAGAAGUUAGGAAAGUAUGAAAGGGUGGCCAAGGUGGUUGUGAAGAAGAUGAAGAAAGCAGAGGAGGACUAUAGAAGUCUCCUAGUAAGAUAUAAGGAGGCCAAGUGUGAGAUUGAGACAUUGAAUGAUGAGUUAACCGAGGCUUACUCAAAGGUGAAAUGUCUUGAGCUUGAGGUGAUUCAAGCAAAUGCCAAAGUAGACCGUGUCUCUACCAAGAAGCUUGAUGAUGUCAUCUCUUCUAAAAAAACUUUCUCUGACAAAACCGGGUUGGAAUAUACUGGAGAAAGUAGUUCGGGUGUUAAGGUAACCAAGGAAGUAAAGUUUGUGAAGGCCAAAGAACCAAAAGAAAUUGUCCCUACUGUUGAGAAAGCAAAUGUGGAAAAGAAGAAGAAUAUGGCUGACCAAUGA